ACUCUUUGUACCUCUUACCCUGCACCUCCGAAAAUUAUAUCCGGAAUCCAAAACAAUGUCUAAGCUCUCCACCUUUUUCAUUGCUGCCCUUCUUCUCAAUUUUAUGCUGAGUUAUGCUGCUCGGCCCGAGCCUGCUUUACCCUUAACCCAACACAAGGGAUUUGAGGCAGAGAAAGUUGAUGUUGAUGAGAACUGUGAAGGAGUAGGCAAAGAUGAGUGCUUGAUGAGAAGAACCCUUGCUGCUCAUGUGGAUUAUAUUUAUACUCAGCAUCACAAGCCAUGAAGUUGAAAUUGUUGUAGGAGAUAAUGAAAAAAUGGUUCAAUUAUAGCCUCAAACCAUAAAUAAAUUAUGUUUCCUGUUCAUGUUGGCUUGAUUGAGUAGAUGGCUUAGCUAGUUUAGUUUCACAGUCGGUAUGGUUUUGCAUUGAUCUAGAUUUUUAAUGGAUAAUUCAAUGUUUUUUUU
This is a messenger RNA of Durio zibethinus, 463 nucleotides long. RefSeq names its product phytosulfokines-like. The record is from RefSeq and is a predicted model, not a curated record. Gene Ontology annotation, molecular function: growth factor activity. Gene Ontology annotation, cellular component: extracellular region. Gene Ontology annotation, biological process: cell population proliferation. Lineage: Eukaryota; Viridiplantae; Streptophyta; Magnoliopsida; Malvales; Malvaceae.